Messenger RNA from Blepharisma stoltei, 1684 nucleotides. The record is from the annotation of a GenBank genome assembly. Lineage: Eukaryota; Ciliophora; Heterotrichea; Heterotrichida; Blepharismidae.
AUGCCAUAUAAGUUGCUAGCUCUUCACCUCUCCGUGAGUGGGCAAAUCAUUAAGAGUUCUUUAAUUUUUACCAAAACCUGAUCUUCUUUGAGUGAGAAAAAAAAAAAUUAUUAUAAAAUUCUUAUAAUGAAAUAUAUGUAGCUAAUUUUAUUAAAUGCCAAAUAGUUGCAUAAAUCUUGUAAAUUAAAUUCAUAUAAUAUCCAAUUGGAUUUUUUGAAAAAAAUUAUAUAUAAAAUUUUUAAAAAUAAAAUUAACCUACCCUCUUCUUGCUUGGAAAGGAGUAAAUAAUUUUUAUAUUAAAUUACAAUAUAAUCAUAUGAGCAUAAGCAAGGAUGAUAAUCUUGAACAAAGAGAGCCAAAUACAAAUAAAACAUUUGACUUUCCAUCACUUCCUCCAGAAUUGUUCAAUAAGUAUUUAUGAGAACUUUGGCCUGGAAACAAUCGAUUUCUCUUUAACUCCCCCCCCCCUCCGUGAGCGAACAAAACCAUUAGAAAAAUCGCCAUUUUUUGACCAAAAACCCACCCUCCGUGAGUGAACAAAAAUAUUUUUAAUAGAAAAAAUUUUAAUAGAAAAAAAUUUUGCUAUAUAAGUGAUAAUUAGUAUAAUGAAAUCUAGAGCUAAUUCUGUUUAAUUUUAAACAAAUUGCGUUUUAAAACAUAAAUUUUGCAAAUUAAAUUAGUAUUUGCUUCCCAAUUUUUGCAAAUUAGGAUUUUUUUUAAAUUUCGAAAAAAAUAUUUUUUAUAAAAUUUAUAUAUAAAUUGUUUUUAAAAAAAAAAAUUAACCCCCCUCCGUGAGUGAACAAAAUUUUUUUGUUCGCUCACGGAGGGGGGGGGGGGAGUAAGGGAAAAUUUAUGCUCGGACCUCACUGUGAUAAUCUCCACUUUUACUGCACAAUAGCUGUCCUGAUUGUAAUCCCAUCAGGUUUUUUUCUAUUAAUCGCAAAUUAUCUCUGAGAAAAUGUUAGCAUUGUAAUACCAAUUCUUUCAGGCUACACAUAUGUUGCCUGCAUAUGCUUUUAUUUCCUCACAGUAUUUACAGAGCCAGGCAUAAUCCCACGGCGAAAUGUUUUCGAGGCUCUUGGAGGAGUUCCAAAGGAAUUUACAGCAGAUGUGAUUUUUACCGAAGAUGGGCCUUUGUAUAAAUUCUGCCAAACAUGCGAAAUUUAUAGACCCCCUAGAUCUCAUCACUGUACGAAGUGCAAUAACUGUGUAGAACUGUUUGAUCACCAUUGUCCCUAUCUGAACAAUUGUAUAGGUGCUAGAAACUAUUUUUAUUUUUUUGUUUUUGUAACUCACUUAAUGAUGCUGGGGCUCAUUGAUAUUUCAGGGUUCUUGGCUUUUCUCUUUUAUAAGCCAGGCGACUACGACGACACAAGUAAAAUUCUAUAUAGUUAUAAACCAAACAGAAGUCGUUCUUAUAAUUACUGUAAUUUUAAGUUUGGCGUUGUCUAUACUGACAAUAUUAAUUGGCAUUUUAUGCAUUUUUCAUUUUUCCUUGUGCUUGACAGGAGAAACAACAAAAGAAAGAAUUAGAGGAAAUAAAGGGUCAAAAAAAUGUAUGUUUUGAAGGAAUAAAAAAAGCAGAUUCAAUCUAAGAGCACUUCUCAGUUCUGAGCAGGCUAAACAUUUGAGCCCAAAUUCAAUAGAAAUUGAAAUGAGUAAGAGUGACAGCAGCAGAGAAUAA